Molecule: messenger RNA, 1578 nt
Organism: Anopheles arabiensis
Lineage: Eukaryota; Metazoa; Arthropoda; Insecta; Diptera; Culicidae
Exons: 2
Coding region: 155-739 (194 amino acids)
Source: RefSeq, a predicted model, not a curated record
CAUCGUCUCUGUACCGAACAGGUGUUGAUGGUUAUCUAAUGUCUUAUCAGAACCUGACACGAGCGCCGAGAGCGCCUUGUAGAGGGUGACGGGACCAAGCAAGCAAUAUUGCCCUAUCAAAAUUGUCUCGUUCAGUACGAACUCGUUAAUCGAAAUGGUGCACAGCAUUCGAUACUUGGUGCUUUUGGCCGUGUCGUCCGGAAUCGCUGGCACGCCGGAGCAGCUCAAUCCGUUCGAAACAGAGCGGACAAUACUGGCCGAUUGCAUCUCGGCGGUCGAUUUUAUCGAGCCCUUCGAUGACCUACCUAACGAAUGUAAGCAAUCGUUCGAAAGCUUACUACCGUCGCAGGCAAACAUUGUCCGCUUUUUGACCCAGUUCGACCCAAACGUUCAGCCGCGAGUGCAGCAAGUGCUGAAAGAAACGUUCGUUGCGAUGGCACGGGACGGUGGCGGCGGUGUGCUCACGUACGGCGGUUACAGCGAAACGGACACGUCCAGACGCGUCCCGAGCAACAUUCCGAACGAGCUGCGGUACGAAAUUCUGCACCACAUGCAGGGUGGGCCGGGUGGACCAAUCCGAGUGUCGCCCGCGCUACGUGACCGUCUCCAUAGCUACCGGAACGUGCUGCUAAAGCAAGGCAACUACGCAGCCGCCUACUGGAUCGAUCGUUUGCUCAGACGACCAGAUCCACCCGUCGGCGACGGUACAGUGAUCGGGACGGGACGGAAGGGUGUGUGAUACCGAUAGUGAACUUUACACCUUCCCGUUGGUAGUGGUGCGUGUGUGUUUGCUUCUCGUUUCUUCGUUCUCAUGCCUUUAUCUUGUUGGCUGAUUAAAUAUUCUGAAAUAUAUGACUUUCGUUUUUUUGCGCGAGAUAAUAACCCCGCGGACGGUGUGUGAAUCGUCUGCAGCUUCGCACCGACGCCCUUGCGGAAGGUCUCGAUGAUUUUUUUCGUAUUCUCCAGCUCCUCGGCCGUGCCGAACGGUUUCAACGACUCGAGGUAGCGCUUGAGCGUGUGGUCCAGCUUGGGCAGCGGCAACCGGGGCCGGUCCUCAUCGUAGCAGAAGGUGCUUUCCGUGCUACCCUCCGGCAGGUAGUAGAUGCUUUCCCGAUUCAUUUCCCGGAAGUGGGUGUUACCAGCUGCUUCAACCAAUGCACCAACCGACAGGCGAUGUUUACAUGCGUAGUGCAAUGACCUCUGGCACUGUGGCACUAGAGAGCAUCAGUCUCACGAUCCACUUUCUACUGCUUCAACACUAUCCCCACCAGGCACCACACGCACGGUAUCGAAAUGCGAUCGUGCACGACUUUGGACUUUGGAACCACUGGUACUGGAAGGGUCCUCAAUUGCGGGGACUUCUCUCUAGGAGGUGGCGAUAUUUCGCAGUGCACAGACUGGCGCAAAACAAGUGUACGGCCGAAGACGGACAGGUUUGGGCGGCACACAACAAAAUUACAACCAGUACCUCCCCACCCAGAACCAAAACAUUACAGCGCGCUGUCACUUUACGGCCGAGCUCUGAGAACUGCAAUAAAUUUCAUGCCGCGUGAAAACUUUCGACGAAACAUUUCAAAA